Anisakis simplex (herring worm) is the source of this 1677-nucleotide messenger RNA. Lineage: Eukaryota; Metazoa; Nematoda; Chromadorea; Rhabditida; Anisakidae. The record is from the annotation of a GenBank genome assembly.
AUGAAUACGUUGAAUAUGUUCCUAAUUCUUUCGGCUGAGUUAAUCAUAAAUUGUUACUGUGCAUGGCCUGAUCCUUAUGCAAAGACCAGCGGUGAAAUAUGGCCAUUACCGCAACAAAUUGAACGAUACGAACGCUUUUGGUCAGUUGAUGCAAGGAAUUUCAUCAUUCAAUCAUCAAUGAAAUGUGAUAUCAUUGAUGAAGCGAUUAAAAGAUACACAACUCGCCUGAUGAAGAUGCAAUCAAACUAUAAGACGAGCUAUAUUCCUGAUCAGGAUCAGUUGAACAAACUGGAAAUUAUCGUCGAAGGAACAUGUCCAAAGUGUGCGCCUCAACUCGGAAUGGAUGAAAGUUAUAAACUUAAUGUAACAAGCAGUGACGUUUUCCUUAAAUGUGCUGAGGUAUGGGGUGCGCUUCGUGGUCUUGAGUCGUUCAUCCAAUUGAUCUAUUUUAAUGCUUCACAAGGACUGAUGAUACAAACUGCUAUCAUUAAAGAUUUUCCACGGUUUCCUCAUCGUGGUGUACUUCUUGACACAUCCAGACAUUUUCUAUCGACGAAUGCACUAAAAGCAAAUAUCGAGUUGAUGUCGCAAAACAAAUUAAAUGUUUUCCACUGGCACAUUGUUGACAAUGAGGCAUUUCCAUACGCAUCAGAAGUGUUACCGUCAUUGUCGAAUGGUGCUUACACUCCCAAACAUAAAUACUCAUUACAACAAAUCAAGGAUUUAAUUGCGUAUGCACGUUUGCGAGGUAUUCGUGUUGUGGUGGAAUUUGAUACACCUGGUCAUAUGGCAUCAUGGGGCAAGGGCAUACCUGAUUUAUUAGCAAAAUGCUUUGAUUCGAAAGGUAAGGAAAUAUCUGAUCGGAGUCUAUUCGAUCCAACAGUCGACGAGAAUUGGGACGUUAUCCUAGCCCUUUUUGAGGUAGUCUUCCAAAUAUUUCCUGACAACAGUAUUCAUCUUGGUGGUGAUGAGGCUCAGUUNUGGGUUCCACAAUGUUGGGGACACAAUCCAAAUGUCACAAAAUUUAUGUCGCUAUACGAAUUGAAUACGACACGUGAUCUUCAAGAAUGGUAUUUUGAAAAGCUUGUCAAUAUUCUCAGUGAUUCGCACAAAACAUUCAUCGUUUGGCAAGAAGUGUUAGAUAUGGGAAUUGAAAUAAAGAACGGAAUAUCUCAAGUGUGGAGAGGUGCGACCAGAACAGAACAAAUGCAGGCGAUGGCCGACGUGACAUCAAAGGGACAUUAUGCAUUAUUGUCAGCUUGUUGGUAUCUUGAUUAUAUACACACAUCUGCUGACUGGAUCGAUUACUACAUGUGUGAUCCGCAAGGAUUCAAUGGUUCAGUCAUUCAAAAAAAUCUAGUAUUGGGCGGUGAAGCGGCAUUGUGGGGUGAAUGGGUUGAUGAGAGUAAUGUGGUGUCUCGAUUAUGGCCUCGUGCUUCGGCUGUUGCCGAACGACUUUGGAGCGACAGCAGUCAAACUAACGAUCCAUCGGUGGCAUGGCCCAGUGUGAAAAUGGAAUUUUUUCACCUGAUUCUGUCGCUUUCAACGUCCCUCGGAAAUCAUGGUUUUAGAUUAUAUGAAAUGCAGUGCAGAAUGGCAGCACAAGGUUAUCCUGUCCAACCAGGCUAUGGACCUGGAUUUUGUGCCGUUGAAUAUCACUCUGAGUUACCAGUCUGA